CGGGACUAAGCCUGUCCAGUAGUAUCGCGUGCAGUCUAGUAUGAAUAGAGCUCUGGCAUUGACUACUGAGGGGAUAGCGGCUAUGGCGUUGUAUGGAUACAAGCCUGGCUACUGGUACCACCAGGCCCGUUGGAAGCCUAUAUCUGGGGAAGGGCCCUGGAUCACAGUCAUGCUCAAUUACGAUGGGGGUGAUGAGGUGAAGAUGAAGAUUAACGUGGAAGGGGCUAAAGAGGUGGAGAUGCGGACUGAUGGGAAACUACAGGACGUGAUCACGGAGGCGAAAGAUCGUGCGGAGAGGCGUUGCAGGAGGGACGGAGUGACAACAAGAUUGCAGGUAACGGUCUCAUAUCAUGAGACCGAGACUUCAAUGGACACGGCGGACCUGGAACAAGCCCACCUGGACAGGGACUCAGGUGGUGAGAGUGAAAUGAGUGAAGUGGGAGACCGGGAGACAGACCUCAGGUCCUGGGAUAGGCCAGGUGAGAUCCAGAGGCAUCACCGAGCCACGAAGCCGGUGGAAGAGGGACCCAAGGCCAACUCGAGACAACUGACGCCCAGAGGCCUCGGGCCGGGAGAGAAGCAGAGCAGGGGGAAAAAACAUGUCUGAAAAGAUGCGCGCGCGAGAGGGGGAAAACGGGACUGAACUGAAAUGAGAAAAAGUGUGCGGUGUGAGACGGACAUGCGAUAUGCUGGGAGAGCGAACAGAGGUGAACGCGGGUACGCAGGAGUUGAUGAUGUCAACCUUGCUGUCAAUCGCCCGAUAGAGGUUUUUCUCUUUUGGUUGAGGAAAUACGAGUGGUGGAAGGUAAGGAGGUGUUUUACACGUGUACAGUGUGCCACAGUGAGAGAGUCGAGAGGAAGAGAGACAACGCCAGGGGACGCGCAAGUACACGUA
This is a messenger RNA of Chara braunii, 895 nucleotides long. The record is from the annotation of a GenBank genome assembly. Lineage: Eukaryota; Viridiplantae; Streptophyta; Charophyceae; Charales; Characeae.